Molecule: messenger RNA, 1165 nt
Organism: Maylandia zebra (zebra mbuna)
Lineage: Eukaryota; Metazoa; Chordata; Actinopteri; Cichliformes; Cichlidae
Gene: pla2g10
Product: phospholipase A2 group X
Biological process (GO): phospholipid metabolic process; lipid catabolic process; arachidonate secretion
Molecular function (GO): phospholipid binding; calcium ion binding
Source: RefSeq, a predicted model, not a curated record
GGGUGGAAGUGAAGAGCACUUACAGAUGAGAUUUUUAACUACCUGUUGCAUGCCAUGGCAGUAUUUUAUCGGAUACUUCUCCUGCUAUCUGUGACUGUGGCCUCUGCGGCAACACGCAGAUCGCAGCGGACAAAGCGAGGGUUACUUGAGUUGGCAGGAGCAAUCAAAUGCAGCACCGGGAGAUCUGCUUUGGCUUAUAUGGUGUACGGAUGCUACUGUGGUCUGGGCGGCCAAGGCUGGCCCAAGGACAGGGCAGACUGGUGCUGCCACAGACAUGAUUGCUGUUAUGGAGAUGCAGAACGUCUUGGCUGCUAUACAAAAUUGAGUCAGUAUCGGUGGACCUGUGAGGACAAGACAGCUGAGUGUGAUAAUUUGAAGGACCAAUGCGAAAAGCUGCUGUGCAAGUGUGACAGAGAUGCUGCCAAAUGUUUGAGAAAAGCACCUUUCAUUCGGAAAUAUGCACUAUGGCCAGAUUUUCUAUGUGGCCAUGAGCAUCCUACAUGCAAUAUUUACUGACACAAUAAAUACAUCUUUAUGUGUCUUAUGUGCCUCUUCUUUUAAUAUACGCAGCGUUACAGUAAGUCAGUCACUCUGCUUUUGCAGAAAUUGUUUUAAUAAAAAACACAAAACGUAUUACAGUAAAUGAACACCACCUAUUUUCUUUCUCGAGUCAAAUAGAGGGAACAAUCAAAUACUCAGACCUAACAAUAGUACUUUUAUUGGCUAGCAUGUGUUACUGAACUGUGAAGUGGAGUGCCUGCUUCAUAACAGUGAAGCUGACUCUAUGCUUUGGGUGUGUUUUUGACUGGAUUUCAUUUACUGGAGUUAAAAAAAAAAAACUCCCCACACUUGAGCUAAUGGUGAGGGUUGUUUUCUUUAUAUUUAAAAUCUGCUCUGACACGACUUCCUCCACUUUUUUCCAAAGCCAGUGAGGGAAAAGUCUCAGCAGCAGCGCCAAAUUUUAUUUUUGUAUUUAUUACUGAAAAAAAAAAUUGAAACCUCUUGCAUGUUUACUUCCUUUUAAGGUUUUAAAAUAUGGUCACAGUUGCAUGUGUUUUCCUAUGAUGUGUACAGAUUACCUCAUAAUCCCUAAAUAGCUACCAAAUGAUUUUGCAUGUGCAACGGCCUGAGGCCUCUAUAUCCACUUCCUGGAUUCGCGGUUAGG